AAAAGAAUGUACAAAAGGUGAUCAGUGGAAUGAUGUGGACCGGAAGCGGCUUCAGCUCAUCUGCUGAGGGUGGAGGGCGAGGAGCAGGAGGGUGAGGCAUCAUAGCGGCCGGGAGACAGAACCGAGCAGGUGUGUGAGAUGAAGUGUCCUGUGGUGGCUGUGCUCGCUGUGAGCACCCUGGUACCGAACGUCCACUGCGCCGCCAACCAAAUCGUCUGGUGUUAUCACCAUUCAAGCUGCAACGAGUCCACCUGGGCCGGCGCCGCGCCCAUGUGCCGUGGCACGCGACAGUCGCCCAUUAACAUCGUCUCACACCUCGCCAGGUCCGACUCCAGCCUGACGCCAUUCACAUUUCGGAACUACAACAGCACCUCGGCCCUGACAACGAUUUCCAACACAGGAAACACAGUUCAAGUCACCAUUGACAGCGGGGUUCAGAUUUCAGGAGGAGGUCUGUCUGAGCCCUAUGACAGCCUACAGUUCCACCUGCACUGGGGCGACGGCUCCUCGGUGCCCGGCUCUGAACACACCGUGGAUGAUAAGCGUUACGCAAUGGAGCUACACAUCGUAAACAGCAAGUCGUCCUACAAUGGAAACACAACUUUGGCUAUUAAAGACUCAGAGGGACUCACUGCACUCGGUUUCUUCAUUGAGGAAAUGCAAGGUAAUGCAACUGAUGAACCUAAAGGCUGGUGGACUUUGACCUCCUACCUGUCCAACAUCACAAACAGCGGCGACUCUGUGUCGAUGGCUCCUGGGAUCUCCCUGGACGACCUCCUGGUCGGGGUGGACCGCACCAAGUAUUACCGCUACCUGGGCUCCCUGACGACCCCCAACUGCAACGAGGCCGUGGUUUGGACCGUGUUCAAGGACCCCAUCAAAGUCAGCAGAGACUUGAUCGGCCUGUUCAGCACCACGAUUCACUUCUCCAACAGCUCAUCACAAUUUAUGACCAAUGUCUACAGGAGCAUCCAGAUAUCACAGGAAGUCACAACUCAGCCUUCAAGCAGCCGCUCUUUGUCCGCUACCUGCUCUCUGGGGCUGGUGGUGCUGAGUCUCAUCCUGGGAACGCUUGAAGUCACCUGCUAGAUGACAGCUACAACAUCAUUGGUCUUCUGUCUUUUUGUACUCGCUUCACUUCUUGUUGGUCUGUGUCAACAAAAUAAAUAUAUGGUGUU
Betta splendens (Siamese fighting fish) is the source of this 1178-nucleotide messenger RNA. RefSeq names its product carbonic anhydrase 4-like. Gene Ontology annotation, molecular function: zinc ion binding; carbonate dehydratase activity. The transcript is spliced from 9 exons. NCBI's taxonomy places the organism in Eukaryota, Metazoa, Chordata, Actinopteri, Anabantiformes, Osphronemidae. The coding region runs from base 139 to 1089 and encodes 316 amino acids. The record is from RefSeq and is a predicted model, not a curated record. Gene Ontology annotation, cellular component: plasma membrane.